Drosophila serrata is the source of this 3332-nucleotide messenger RNA. It is a transcript of the gene Syt12, whose product is annotated as Synaptotagmin 12. Lineage: Eukaryota; Metazoa; Arthropoda; Insecta; Diptera; Drosophilidae. The record is from RefSeq and is a predicted model, not a curated record. Gene Ontology annotation, molecular function: clathrin binding; calcium-dependent phospholipid binding; phosphatidylserine binding. Gene Ontology annotation, biological process: calcium ion-regulated exocytosis of neurotransmitter; synaptic vesicle endocytosis. Gene Ontology annotation, cellular component: exocytic vesicle; plasma membrane.
UUUGAUUAUUAUUAUUGUUGUUAAAAAGGAACAACAACAAAACAAAAAAGUGUAGAUAAAGUGCGCUGUUUAAAGUGUCAAGUCUUGAGGAAAAGCGCAGGAGUUUCCAUUAAACAAAUCGAGAGUGUUUUCCCGUUUUUGUUGUGGUGCUUCAUUUUUUUAUUGAGGAAAAACCCAGGAGGGAAAUCCAGAAGGGCAAGCGGAAAUGCUACAUAAUUGGUGAGAAACCCAUUUGAAUGGGACUCCUCCGCCGGCUAUGAUGAGCUUCACCAUUAGCCUGGCGCUGCUGUUGCUGGCGGUAGUGGUUAUGUGCCUGCUCUUCGCCUGCCACUGCCUGGGUCCAAGGGCAGCCAACUGGAUGCGGAUGAGGUCCAGCAAGGAGGAGAAGAUCGGAUUAUCCAAUCACAAGCACAAGCUCUUCCAUGCCAAUGGCUAUAUGGCAAGUAUCCAAUCCGGCUCCGAGUUCCUGCUGAGCACCAGCGGCAGCUUCAAGCGCUUUGAUACCAUCGAUAAGGACGACUAUAAUCGCUCCCAGCAAACGCAAUUGCUUCUGAUUAACGGCAGCGGCACCAUGUCCAUAGCACCGGGCUCCUCCUCCAGCACCACUGUGGUGGAAGCCACCACACCAAUGUGGAAUCUACCGCUGGCAGAUGGUGGCAUACCACCACAACCCCUGCGUCCAGCACCGGCACCAGUUUCAAUCUCCACACCCAAUAGCGCUGGACCCACCAGCAAAACGGUGUCCUUCUCCUUUAGUCAGGUGAACGAGGUGGGAAGUGCUUCGACGCCUUCCGUCGGGGAGCAGGAACGACGCUCCUGUCUAAGGCAAAAUGGUGGAGCAGUUGGUGUCCUGCCCCAACCACUGGAGGCUCCUCCACCACCGCGACUCACCACAUCGGCGUCGGUGAACCUAUCGGCCACGGCUAUACCAAGACCAACGGCCAAGCGACAGGUGUCCCUGCAGCAGGGCAUCAAUGGAGGUCAACAGGUGGCAGGUGCCACUGUUCCUGUUCCUGCUUCCGCUCCUGCACUAGCCGAGGAAGUGGAGAGGAAAACUCCGGCUCUCAAGCGCAGAAACUCCAGCACCAAUCCUUUCCUGUGCGAAUCCACAGAACAGAUGCCAAAUACUCACACAGAGGAUCCUCCUGUAUCCACUUGCUCUGCAACGAUCUCUGCUGCUUCGACUGCUGCUGCUGUUGCUCCUCAGGAAACGGAACCUGUCCAAGUUCAGGCACCUUCCUUGGACAGUAGCUCGCAUCAUCAUAAUGGCAAUCCCUUUGUGGAGUCCCAAAGCCUCUCCAGUCGCCUGAUGAAGCUUCACAAUACCACAAAUCCCUUCACAGGACUUUCGCAACGGGUCAAGGGUCCUCAUCUGCUGCAAAAGACCAUCUCCGAGGAUUAUCUCUUCCGCAAACUGGGCGUCAGCAAUCCCAUGGCCAAUGGACAUGUCAAUGGUAAUGGCAAUGGGAAUGGUAACGGAAAUGGCAAUGGAACCUGGUCCUUUGGACGCUCCCUGCUGCGUCAGGAUUCAACGCUGAGCCUGGGCAUGGGCCUGGGCAGACGCAAUAGCUCUCAGAUAUCAUUGGAUUCGGGUUCGGGUUCAGUGAGUGGUUCCCUGGAGGGAAUUAAUCUGGAGAGGGCCAUCUCCUGCGAUUCGGUGACCUCGGAUUCGACGCUCUUCCUGGAUCAAUUGGAUCAACCCUAUACACAGAUAACCGGAUAUCUAUGCGUUGGCCUCAACUAUGAUAAGAACAGCAUAAGCAACGAGGGCAUGGAACUCCAAGUGAGUGUCCUGGAGGCCAAGGGCCUCAUAUGUCCCUUUAGUGUGGAAUCACUGGACACCUUUGUGCGGAUUUACCUGGUACCCGAUCAUCCUGGUGCCAUGCAAACCAAGGUGGUCAAUGCUGCAUUGACGCCCUGCUACAAUGAGAGCUUCAACUUUUGGCUACAGAAGCGUCAGGCAAGGCACUCCCUUUGGUUCCAUCUUUACCACAAUGGACCCGCCCACACUUUGAUUGGAGAGGCGGAAAUGGAAAUUGGUGAAAUGCCGCGACCAAUUACCACCUGGAUACCGCUUUCGGAUUCCCGGAAAUGCAAUGCCCGUUGGGGUGAGCUAAUGUUCUCCCUGAGCUAUCUGCCCACAGCGGAAAGACUCACCAUUGUGGUGGUCAAGGCGAGGAAUCUCAAGCUGGAUGCGGAGCAGGCACCAGACACGGUGCAGAGUGUUUUUGUGAAGGUCUACCUGAUGGAUAAUGAUCGCAAAGUCCUGAAGAAGCGCACCUCGUUGAAGCGCAAGGAUCGGAGUCCCAUCUUCAAUGAAUCUAUGAUAUUCAGUGUGCCGCCACCAAGUCUGACUACAACUCAGCUGCGGCUCACUGUGUUUGGGGUGACCAGCAAUGGUGGUGGUGGAGGUGGAGGUGGAGGUGCCCCUGUUCCCCUUGGUCAUGUCGUUGCUGGUAGUUGUGCUGUGGGCAAGGGUUUAAGGCAUUGGCAUCAGAUGCUCUCCUCUCUAAGGAAACCGGUGGCCAUGUGGCAUGUCCUGCGGCGGGCAGUCAAUCAACCAGUGUUUACGGGCGGUGCCGAGGCGGUGGUGGCUGCCAUGCAAAACACACUGCAGCGGUCCAGUGCCAAGAGGAAUAGCAUUGUCUAGAAGGGGAGUGGCUUUAGGGAUGCAGCGGCUUCCUCUGAUCGUGGGACAAAAAUUUUCCGCCUCACCGCAGACACUCAAUUUAAUGCAUUUUAGUUCGAAAAAAAAAACCAAAGAAAAAACUCAGAUAGAAACCCCUUUCGGUAAAGGAGGACGAGGAGAAGUCAGGAGACAGUGACAGAUCCUUGUGGAAAAUCGCAUUUACCACGCCCGUUUUACUCUUGCCAUGAGAAUUUCUUACUUUUCUACUGCUUCCCCUGAACCAGAAGUAUUAUUAUAUAGAGAGAAAAACAAAAAACAAAACCCCGCACCAAAGGACAAAAUGAGCCUAUUAACUAGUUAUAUAUAAUAUAUACUUAUAUAUACAUCUAUUAAUAUUGUCGCGCACUAAUUGUUAUGUAAUGGAUUUUAUUGUAACGAGCAUAUGGACUCGUAUCUGUAUCUGAUGGAUUGAAGUUGAGCACUUGUUGUUGAGAUUUGUCGUUGCCAUAAGGCAAGCGAAGUAAUUGUAAAACUCUCCCUCUCGCUUUAUGGGGGUUUCUUUAUUAAUUUGUAUGAAUUGUGAUCAGGAAUAUAUCUUCCCAGGGAGUCCUUAUUCCAAGGAUUGUUGUAAGAGUAGAAACAACUUAGUUUUUACUACAAGUUUUUGACUUUUUAGCAUGCCAAUUAUUGAUUUUAUCUCUUU